AUGGGUUUUGACAUUAAAAGUAGGACAGAAUCUAACAAGAAUAAGGGCACCAUGAUUUCAGAAAUUGAAGGACAUUCAUUGUUAUAUCCAAGCAAAGAAUUUACUUCCUCCCGUGUUUUAAAUGGUAAUAAUAAUAAUAAAUCGAAGGAGGUAUGUUUAUUUUCGAUAAAUUCUUUUGCACAUAAUUUAAAUGCCAGUCUAUCGCAGGAUUUUAAUAAAGAAGCUAAUACUACGCUUCCGUAUGAUAUUGGAAAUUGUUAUAAUUCACAAACCAACAGUUCAGUUUUGCCCAAAUCACACCUUAGGCCGAUUUUAGGCAUCCAGAUUCAUGGAGUUCGAGGUCGUGCAUUAAUAGAUACUGCAGCGAAGAGAAGUAUAGCCGGUUGUCAGCUGUACUCUCUACUAAGGGAAUACAAACAGCCCUCCACUAGUACUUCAAUGCGUGUUAAACUAGCGGAUGGUUCGAUUAAAAUACGCCAGGUACUAAUAACGAAUUUACAGGUAAAUAUAAAACCUGGAAAGCAAGUCGCACUUGAUUUUGUUGUUUUACCAGGCGCUGAAAAUAAUGAAACCUUGUUAGGAAUAGAUUUCCUUACAGCAGUAGGAAUUUGUAUAGAUUUUGCUGUCUCCACCUGGAAAUUUUCGGACGACCCAAAAUUGUAUCCACUGGAGUUUGAACCUUUAAGCCAUUUUGAGUCUUGUGCCUCUGCAGAUUUUCUUCGUGGGAAUGAAGCUAUAAUGCUUAACCCUGAAGACCGUUAUAGAUUAGGUAACCUGCUGAAAGAGAAUUCAGACAUCUUUAGUCUAGGGGGAGCGUGCACAACAUAUGCUGAACAUUAUAUUGAUACUGGUGAUCAUCCUCCUAUAUCCGUCCCGCCUUACCGGUUGACACCAGCCAAGAAAGAGAUUAUGAAAGCAGAAUUGGAGAAAAUGUUGCAAGAAGGGAUAAUCGAAGAAUGCGAAUCCGCGUGA
Molecule: messenger RNA, 972 nt
Organism: Parnassius mnemosyne (clouded apollo)
Lineage: Eukaryota; Metazoa; Arthropoda; Insecta; Lepidoptera; Papilionidae
Source: the annotation of a GenBank genome assembly